Molecule: messenger RNA, 792 nt
Organism: Pipistrellus nathusii (Nathusius's pipistrelle)
Lineage: Eukaryota; Metazoa; Chordata; Mammalia; Chiroptera; Vespertilionidae
Source: the annotation of a GenBank genome assembly
AUGCUGGUGGCCUGGGUGCAGACCCUCCUCAUCAGCAACACGCUCCUAGCAGAAGCCUAUGCCUCUGGAGGCUGCUGGGAGGACAACGGCCGCCGGUACCGGGCGGACCAGUCGUCCCCGGCGCCGGGCCUCCGCUGCCUCAACUGGCUGGAGGCGCACAGCCGCCUGGCCUCGGCCCCCGCGGCGGGCGCCGGCAACCACAGCUACUGCCGCAACCCGGACCGGGACCCGCGCGGGCCCUGGUGCUACGUCAGCGGCGAGGCCGGCGCCCCCGAGAAGCGGCGCUGCGAGGACCCGCGCUGCCCAGAAACUAUUUCCCAGGACCUGCCAACCUCCGUGACAGAGACAGAGGAGACGUUUGAAGUGCCAAGAGGAGAUGCGGUGCAGCUGUUUGCUCCUGCCAAUUCCCUGUCCGUCCGGAGCCAGGCAGCGACCGUGCAGCCCGUAGUUGGAAUGGUCCAGCGGGUUCAGGGGAACUCCAAGGAGAAAAAGGACUUGGGGAUCCUGGGCAAUGUGCUGGGCAUGGGCAUGAUAGUGAUCAUAAUUGCCAUCGGAGUUGGCAUCAUCUUUGGAUACACCUACAAGAGGGUGAAGCGCCUGAAAGAACAGUAUGACCAGAAGGUGCAUGAGCGGGAGAUGCAGCCCAUCACCCUGCCCUUGUCCGCCUUCACCAACGCCACCUGUGACCUUGUGGAUGAGACGACAGUUGUGGUCCACCCCAGCCAGACGCCCGUCGAUCUUCAGGACGGUGAUGCCCCCCUGAUGGGCCAGGCAGGCACUCCUGGGGCCUGA